AGUUUGCACCGAUCUGGGACGCAAAUCGGAGAGAAACCAUAUAGGCGGCUGCAGGAAGGAGGAUUUUUGGAGAGCGUUUCCUUUGACUGAAUAAUUGUACAAAGCGGCCAUACACCAAUGAUGAAUUACUUCAUCCUGCUGUCGCUUCUUGCCACGGUUUUCGCUGGAAAGUCACCUCGGCUGAAAUUUGUUGUGCACGAGCCGCCGAGGUUCCACUUUGUGAAGCCGGAGAACUACAUCAGCAUGUACCACCAGGAGGGCACCAACACGCUGUACGUGGGCGGGCAGGCGGUGGUCUUCGUGCUGACGUUCACCGACAGAGGGGUCCGCGACCUGCAGAUCCCAGUGGUGACCGACGAGACUGCAAAGGCCACGUGCAUGGCAAAGUCGGCACCGCCCAAGUUGGAGUGUGAUAAUUUCAUCACCGUAAUCCAGAAAGUAAAUGACACCUUUGUCGUGUGUGGGACAAACGCUGGAAGCCCCAAAUGCUGGCUGCUGGUAAAUGACACCGUGCUGACCGACGCCCAGGGCAGCGGGCAGAUAGCAUCGGCCUCUGACAUUUCACCUCCUUACCCCUCCCAGAGGUCCAUCAGCCUGUCUGCAGAUGGGAGUCUGUAUUCUGCUCUGUCGUCGGUGGGAGGUCACGCCGGCUCUAUCCGACGGACGUUUGGCUCCCAGAAACUUCUGAAGACGGAGAACGUUUGGCUGCUGAAUCCACAGUUUGCCGGCGCGGCCGUGAUCCCAGCCUCGCAAAAGUACAAGGAGGAGAUCUACUUCUUCUUCAGUGAGAUCAACAAGACGGCGAGGGUGGACGAGGAGCCGUACAGGGCUCGCAUCGGCCGAAUCUGCACGGUGGACGAGGGGGGGAUCAAAGCCCUGCUGCCCGAGUCGUGGACCACCUUCAUGAAGGCCCGGGUGAUGUGCGGCGCCGGCAGCACUCAGCAGCAGUACAACAACAUCAAGCAGGCCGUGGUGCUGACGGCGCAGGACAAGAGGGCCGGGGUCAUGUACGGCCUGUUCGCCAACGCCUGGGGCCGAACAGUGAUCUGUGCCUACUCCAUCGAAGACAUUGACCAGGCCUUCUCAACCUCUAAACUGAAGGGCUACAGCAGUCCAUUCAUCGGCAGCCGCCCGGGGACGUGUGUCCGCAAGAACUCGACGGCGGGAGGCCACAACGACAUCAAAAACCUGGGGGUGAUCAGGUACCACCCCGAGAUCGAGGACGUGAUCCGUCCCGUCGGCGUGGCCCCCCUCGACCUGCUCUCCGACGAUCACAUCACACACACCGUGGCCGACAUCGUCCUGGCGGUCAACGACGAGCACUACAGUGUCCUGUACCUCGGAACAGAACAAGGCAAAGUUCUCAAAGUUCUUCACACCAGCGAGGAGGCCUUCAUCAUAUCUCAGUACUCUCUGUUCAACAACGAGGGUCCCGUCCUAAACAUGGCCAUCGACCCCCAGAAGGGCCAUCUUUAUGUUGGCACAGCGAUGGAGGUCCAGAGACUGCCGCUGGCUGACUGCAGUCGCUAUGGCGACACAUGCAGGGAGUGCAUCCUUUCUCGGGAUCCGUACUGCGGCUGGGACAGGGCCAGGAGGAGGUGCAUCGCCAUCCCCCCUGGAUACAACAUCAGCACCGGGGCACUCACUCAGAAUCUGGACCAGUCGAAUGCCUCCGUUUGCGGGGAAGCUGCCGCUCUGAAGCAGCGUAAAACCUCCCCCAGAGAAGUGGUGGUGCAGUCGAACACCUCCGUCUUCCUCCCGUGCCCCGUGCGCUCCUUCCACGCCACCUACCGCUGGGAGAAGGACAACUGCAAGAGGGACUACCCCUGUGUGUUCUCUGGGGACUCCUGCGUCCUGGGACCCGUUGUGGACACGCCCCUAAAGGAGGGCGUCUUCCGCUGCAUGGCCACCGAGGACGGAUUCAGGGUGGAGGUCAUCUCCUACAGGCUGGUGUACAACGGCGGGCCCCUGGCGGCCUCCCUGGCCUCCACCUUGGGGCCGUCGCUCCUGCUCGCCGCAGCCGCCCUGUGGCUCCUGUAACUGCAGCUAAUGCUAAUGCUAACCCCCUCAUCCUUAUUGGCUCCCGAUGACAGGAAAGACGAGGAGCCGCCGGUACAAGGUUAGGUUCGCAGAGCAUUGAAGUGGUUGGGCUGUACAGUGACUUCGAUUCAC
This is a messenger RNA of Myripristis murdjan (pinecone soldierfish), 2172 nucleotides long. Its product is annotated as semaphorin-7A. The coding region runs from base 118 to 2040 and encodes 640 amino acids. The transcript is spliced from 14 exons. Gene Ontology annotation, cellular component: plasma membrane. The record is from RefSeq and is a predicted model, not a curated record. Lineage: Eukaryota; Metazoa; Chordata; Actinopteri; Holocentriformes; Holocentridae. Gene Ontology annotation, molecular function: chemorepellent activity; semaphorin receptor binding. Gene Ontology annotation, biological process: positive regulation of cell migration; axon guidance; neural crest cell migration.